AGAGCAAGGUGUAGAGAGACUCACACACCACCACCAUUAGCCACCUGUCAGUACAGGUGGAGAGAGUGACUGCUGGCCAUCUGAGCCUGGAGGUUUUACUGGAGGACUCCUCUUUAACUCUUUGGACAGUUUACUUUUCUUUUUUUCUUUUUUUUUACUAUCAAGACCUUUUUUUUAGGGUUUUAUUUGGACAGAACUGAACUUUAGUCUUGCUGUUGCCACCAGCAGAUGUAGUCAAUAGUAACUGAAUCCCAACACUCAGGUAUUUUUUGAGGAGUGAAAACUGUUGGAGGAGGAUUGUUUUCAUCAGUCUCAGUUUGUCCUGAGACUGAAUCCUUAAGGAGUUUUCUGUUGGUGUGGCUGUUUCUGAGACACCCAUCUUUGGAUAAUCAUGGCAGACUUCCCGUCCAAGGUUACCACGGAAACCAGCUCCCCCCACUCCCAGAGCUCUCAGCAGGGGGGCAACAGCCUCCAAGGGCUGGCCGCUAACAUCACCACUAUGAUGGACAGGUCCUUUAUCCGAAGCAUCCCGGCCAUCCUCAUGAUUGUUGAAAUAGUUCUGGGGCUGCUCCACUGGGCGUUGAUAGCCAGUGCCCCCUACACUGUGCUGCCAGCGUAUGGCUGGGUGAUGUUUGUGGCCGUCACUCUGUGGAUCCUCACCACAAUCCUCUUCUUCAUGAUCCUGUUCGGCGCCCAGCAAAAACUCACAUCCGUCCCCUGGCCCGUGACGGUGAUGGUGUAUUUCGCCGGAGCCACGGUCCUCUAUCUGACCGCCUUCCUGGCCAACGCAGCAUCUGUGCACCCCUUCUACCACACGAUUUAUUACGGACAAAUGGCAGCAGCCUCUUUCUUCGGUGCUGUGGUGACCCUGGCGUACGGGGCCAGUGCCUUCUUCUCCUAUUUGACCUGGAAGGGAGAUGGAGGAAACGCUGCCACCAACACAGUGCCGACCUAGAACUCAAUCCUGAUCCUAGAAAAAGAUGUCUUGUGGUUUUUUUCCCCCUCAAGAUACUGUAGGUGAAUCCUGACCUCUUCUUAAACCAAGUGUUACCAAUGAGAUAAAGCCUAAUUCAAACAAAACUAUUCUCUAUUAUAUAUACUUUUCAGUCAAACUCACUAGACUUUUACCUUAACAUUAUAAAAAAAAAUGUACAUCAGCAAUGGAUUGUCCACAUAAAUUGUACUGUAUCACAUACUACAACACAAUAUUUCUUUGAAGCGGCUCUGGUGGACUGCAAUGAGGCCUCAAAUUCAGAUUCCUCAAAAUAUUACCUUUAAUAAUACUAUUGUAUAUACACAAAUAAAGCAAACAGUGCCUUCAAUUGUUAGUAAUAUCACAGCGUAUUGGCAUACUAGCACCUCCAAGUUGUAUUUAAAAUAUGCAGCCUAGCCUAGUGGCAGCUAAUGUUUGGGGAUCCCAAAAAAAAAAUGAGAAUAACCAAAUCCCCUCACCAGUACUUCUAAAGUUCAA
Molecule: messenger RNA, 1471 nt
Organism: Sander lucioperca (pikeperch)
Lineage: Eukaryota; Metazoa; Chordata; Actinopteri; Perciformes; Percidae
Product: plasmolipin
Exons: 4
Coding region: 392-955 (187 amino acids)
Biological process (GO): myelination
Cellular component (GO): membrane
Molecular function (GO): structural constituent of myelin sheath
Source: RefSeq, a predicted model, not a curated record